UCUCUGCAUCUUUAACACGCUGUUUGUAACGCGUCCUUUUCCUCUUUAUCUUCUUCUUCUCCUUCUUCUCAUUUCAAUCGUCUGAGAUUGCUCAACACCUGAGAUUCUUGCUCGGACAAAUCUCUACUUCAAUUAGAUUGUGUUGGUCGAGAAUCGAGAGAGAGGUGAGGAACAACAACCAUGAUUCGAAGGACUGCAUGCUGGAGUAAGCUGGUUCAAUCUGUUCGAGUUGGCUCUUCGUCAUCUUUGCCAACCAAGUGUGCACUGGUUGCUAGUCUCCUAUUAUUUUUUAAAAUUAGGAGAACUGAUAUAUCUCCCUCGGUUUAGCGGCUUCGAGAUCACCGCUGCUUUGGAUCAGGGGCUGCUUCUAACGCAGAACAAGCGUGUGAAGCAUCUGUGUGCAGAUUGAUCUUCUUCUGGGUUACUUGGACUGCAGUAAAUUUGGUAAGAAUGAGUAUGCUGAUGUGGAUUGGGAUAAUCUUGGAUUUGGUCUAGUGCCAACUGAUUACAUGUACAUGAUGAAAUGUUCCAACAACGGGAUAUUCGAACAAGGCCAACUUAAUCGUUAUGGAAAUAUUGAACUAAGCCCUGCUGCUGGAGUUUUGAAUUAUGGCCAGGGUAUAUAUGAAGGGAUGAAAGCAUUCAGGAAUGAAGAUGGCAAUCUCCUUAUCUUUCGUCCAGACCAGAAUGCAAUGCGAAUGAAGAUUGGUUCAGAAAGAAUGUGCAUGCCCUCGCCAUCCCUUGAUCAAUUUAUCGAUGCUGUGAAGCAAACUGCUCAAGCUAACAAGUGUUGGGUUCCCCCUCCAGGAAAAGGGUCUUUAUAUAUUAGGCCUCUACUUAUAGGAAGUGGUCCUAUAUUAGGUUUAGGCACGUCGCCUGAAUACACAUUCCUUGUAUACGCUUCACCAGUCCGCAACUAUUUCAAGGAGGGUUCUGCACCUUUGAGCAUAUACGUCGAGGAGGAAUAUCAUCGUUCCUCUCGUGGUGGGGCUGGAGGUGUCAAAAGCAUCACCAAUUAUGCUCCAGUUUUGAAGGCACUACUCAGAGCAAAGAGCCGAGGAUUUUCUGAUGUGUUAUAUCUAGACUCGGUAAAUAAAAAGAAUCUGGAGGAGGUCUCUUCUUGUAACAUUUUCAUUGUGAAGGGCAAUGUUAUUUCAACUCCUGCAACGGCUGGGACUAUACUAUCAGGGGUAACUCGAAGAAGCAUUAUUGAAAUCGCUCGCGAUCAUGGUUAUCAGGUUGAGGAGCGUGCAAUUCCGGUAGAUGAACUGAGUGAAGCUGAUGAAGUAUUCUGUACAGGAACUGCAGUCGGUGUUGCUCCUGUGGGAAACAUUACAUAUAAAGAUAAAAGGAUGGAAUACAAAACAGGUGCUCAAACUGUUUGUCCACAGCUCUACUCAACUCUCAUAGGAAUUCAAACGGGUCGUAUUGAGGAUAAGAAAGGCUGGAUUCUUGAAAUUGAUUGAUCUUCGUUCCAAAGUAGAGUGGAAUAAGAUGUACAUUCAGUUUAUCACUAUGUUUAGAACCACGGUUGUUGCCCGUGAUCCUCACCUUGUUCCUUGGCGUUUACGUGUUGCUUGGAGUAAUUGCUUGCACCUUAUCUCACAGAUGCAUUUUCGGUCUUCUCAUAUUUUUAGGGAGGGCAAUCAAGUGGCUGAUGCUCUUGCUAAUAUGGGUUUGUCCUUGAUUGGCAUCAUGACAUGGUGGGAUGAUCCUCCUGCUUCCAUCCUUCAGUAUUGUCGGCGAGAUGAACUUGGUCUCCUAAAUUUUCGAAUAUGUUAAGUUGUUUAGGUUGUUUCUAUUGUUUAUCUGAUUUCUCGUGAGGGAGGCCUUGCUCUUCCCCUAUGGUUGUAACUUUUUUUUCUCUCUCAAUAAAUUGGGGUUGGAGAGCUUUCUCUUACCAGUCCCCGUUUUAACCAAAAAAAAAAAA
Molecule: messenger RNA, 1930 nt
Organism: Rosa chinensis
Lineage: Eukaryota; Viridiplantae; Streptophyta; Magnoliopsida; Rosales; Rosaceae
Product: branched-chain-amino-acid aminotransferase 2, chloroplastic
Exons: 10
Coding region: 510-1466 (318 amino acids)
Biological process (GO): branched-chain amino acid metabolic process
Molecular function (GO): branched-chain-amino-acid:2-oxoglutarate transaminase activity
Source: RefSeq, a predicted model, not a curated record